GACACACAAACAGUUCCAGAGUCUGCUAUUUCCAAACCAGCCUUCUACCGUGCGGAGGUAAAAUCUGAGAGACGACCUGCCAUCACCAUGAAAACACUUAUUGCAGCUUACUCCCAAAAUCGGAGUGGGAGCCAUGCCAGCAUUCAGGCUGCCCUGCACACUCUGCUCACUGCCCCCUGGCCCUCGCAGCGGGACGUCCGGGCAUGCCUCCAGCUUCUCUCUGUCCUGCAGUGGGUGCUCAGCUUCUUGUUCAUGGGAAUCAUUUCCCUGCUUCUCCUCAUCUAUUUGGUUUUCACCAGUUUCUGGCCGAUUUCUGCUUUGUACCUGGUCUGGCUAAUCUUUGACUGGGACACACCGGAGCGAGGUGGGAGGAGGUUCGCAUGGUUGCGGAAAUGGGCUGUCUGGAGGCACUUCCGGGAUUAUUUCCCUAUUCAGCUGGUGAAAACUCAUGAUCUCCAUCCCAGCCAGAAUUACAUUAUUGGUUCACACCCUCAUGGGAUUCUCUGUGUUGGGGCCUUCUGCAACUUUAUUACUGGGUCCACUGGCUUCUUUGAGAAGUACCCUGGUAUCAGGUCCUUCCUGGCCACGCUGAGUGGCAACUUCCGGAUGCCUUUCUUCAGGGAAUAUCUGAUGAGUGGGGGCCUGUGCCCUGUGACACGCCAGGCCAUAGGGUACCUGCUGUCCCGGAAUGGUACUGGCAACGCUGUAGCCAUUGUGAUUGGUGGUGCGGCUGAGUCGCUGUCCUGCCAGCCGGGUGUCACCACAUUAAUCCUUAAGAACCGCAAGGGCUUUGUCCGGAUGGCACUGCAGCAUGGGGCACAUCUGGUUCCCUCCUUCUCCUUUGGGGAGAAUGAGCUCUUUCGACAGGUGGUGUUCAAAGAGGGCAGCUGGAUGAGGAACCUACAGGAGAGGUGCCGGAAGCUGCUGGGCUUUGCCCCUUGUCUCUUCUAUGGACGGGGCUUAACCUCUAUCCAUUCCCGAGGUUUCCUGCCCUUCCCCAGGCCCAUCACCACUGUUGUAGGAGAACCCAUGACAGUGCCCAAGAUUGAGGACCCAAGCCACGAAACGGUGGAUCUGUACCAUGGAAUGUACAUCCGCUCCCUCCUUAAACUCUUCAACGAGCACAAAGCCAAAUAUGGCCUCUCGGAGACAGACGAGCUGAGGAUCCUGUGAAUGAGACCAGAGAGAAGCUGGGGACUGGAAAGAGAGAGGGCAGUAAAGCCCUAAUCCUGGAUAACUGCCUGUUCUUGGGGGUUGGCUACCAGCCUCCCUGGCAGGGCAGGGACUCUCAGGGAUGUAUAAAGGAUUCUGGGUGAUGUGGUGCCUGCAAUAGCAGAGGAUUUAACUUGAUGACCCAGGAGGUCCCUUUCAGUCCUGCAUCCUAGAUUCUGACAUACAAUUCAGCCAUGCCCCAGCUGCUCUGCCUCCUACUCUAACCCUGAUCCUUACUCACCCUCUCAGCACAGCUCCAAAGACUGUCUCUCUGUCCCUCCUGUGCCUCCAGGAUGAAUGAGGAAAGGAGGAUCAUUGUACAUAGUGCUGCACAUCCUGCAUGCUUUAUACUCCCUUCUAUGGGCAAUGCAGUGGGCCAGUACACCAGCUAUAUCAGAUCCUGAGGCCCCUUCAGGAAAGAAGCAUGAAAGGACAGGAAGGAGCACAGGGAGGAACUGGGGCUGAGCUUGAAAGGGGAAGUGUGACAUAAGCAGAGAGGACUAGGGUAGGUGUGGGAGGAACACUUCUUUGGCCAAGCCCUGCUAUCCUUGGGAAGAUGUAUAGUAGUUUUUCUACUGUGCUACUGCUGAUGGAGCCCAAGGGUGGGGUUGUGCAGGCUACAUCCUGCCUGAGACAGUAGGAGGGAGAGGUAGAUGGAAAGGAGAAGGAAGGGAGAGGGAGGGAAGAAUGGACGCAAAGCCCUGGCAUGUAACUGAGGUAGUGGUUGUGAGAGGAGGCCGCAGGGCCCUGUGGGAAAAUGGCACUGUGAUGGGCAGAGGCUUGAGACACACUUCAGCUCUUUGUCUGGGAAGGCUGAGCCUUUGCAACUCUGUGGUCUUGUGCCCAUGUUGAGUGUAGAAUGGAGCCUCUUGGAAGGGUUCUCCAUUCACCUGCGUGCUCUGUACAUCUGAUUAUGGGCAUACUCCUGGCGCUGGGUUGUCAGGCUGUUCAUGUGAAUGUGUCAUCUCUCUACUGUAGGGAGAGUUUUCCCUCUGCUGGUCAGUGUUAGCAGCUAGGCCUGGGCCUCAGAAGCAGGACAGGACAGGGCCAGGGCUUUCCUACACGGUGAGAGAAAUAGCAUUCGAGGUAAAGUUCUUGAGAGUCUGUCCACAGCAGGGGCAGGAGGCCUAAGUCUUUCCCUUUCAUUUCCCUUUCUCUUUCCCACAUGUCCUGUGUUCCCUGCAUACCCUGCCAAAUCUGUGUCCAUCACUGGUUUCCCUAUGGCCUUCUGCCAUUCUGCCCAGACCCUAGGUGCCUCAGCUUCCAGUCUUCUCCAUCUCUGUAUUUCCUGUAGGGGCCAGGGCAGGUGGCAGCUGAAAAGGCCAGUGCACAUUGAGGCUUCAUCUGGAGAUAUAUCAGGUCCUAGAGAAGCAACAGGUGUUUCCCUAGGGCCUGGCAGAUUGCAGUGAUUUCUGGACAGUUUGUGACCAGAAAGAGAUUGAUCUAUUGGAGGGAGAUGGGAGGAAUGUCCAGGGGCCAGAGGGAAAUCUAUCAAGCUUGGUUAAGCAAUGACAAUGUGGUGGGAAGUACACAGGGGGUAAGGUGUUCUUUAGCUACCAAGGGGUGUGUGUCUAUCAGUGAGAGAAUGCAGACCCAUAACUUCCAGUCAGGGAGAGGCACAGGCUGGAGAAUCCUCUCCCAAGGGGUAGGGGUGGACUGCCAGAGCUUGAGACAUUUCACAUAAACCUCAUCAAAGCACUGUGCUGUAGGGGCCCCAUCCUGUUCUGGCCCCAGGGCUGGGUGAGAAGCUCUGCUGCGGUGUUUCCAUCUUUGUGUUGCUGAUCCUGUGUUUAAUACAGUGUUAGAGCUCUCAGAUGGAUGUGGACUGUGCUGUAUGAAAGGGAGAGCAGUUGUAAGUGGUGAGGGGCAGGGGGGAAGAAUCAUUCCUGCACAUCCAUGCAUACCACAUACAGAGCUAGGCAUGUGCCCAGCCACGCCUGUUUCCAUACACGCCUGUGCACACACAGCUUAGGCACGCAUGGUUCCAUGUCUUUACACAGACACAUGCCACAUUCCUUUCACCUGAACAGCACACAUGCACACGCACCGUAUUGUUCUUUGGAGAAGGGAAUCUUUAUAGGUUGUUCCCCAAGGUGGGCGUGACAGGGUGUACUGCCCCUUUAAGGGUCAAUCUGGAGUUGAUGGCUCACCAGUGUGGACACAAUCAGGGAGCACUCUGUUCCUCCCUGGGGUGGGGCUAUAAAUUAACAGAAGGAAGCUGGGGUGAUGAAGGGUCAGAAGGUGGGUGGCAGGUUUUUUAAGGUCCUGGGACUUGCUUUUUAAUCAGUUUGGCUGCUUAGCUCAAGGCUUUGACCUCAUGACCUGAGUUAGGAGCUGUAUUCCUAUCUCAUGCCUGCCUCCUAAGAUUGGGGGGUGCUCAGUCAGCAGGGGUUUGUGUGGAGGCCUUUGUAACUGGAACAGGUUACUUUUGUUGUUUUGGUUUUGGCCUACCCCUAUGUGCAGGAGCAGGAGCUGUGUGCUGUGGGAGCCCAGCUCCCCUGCAGGCUGUUCCUGUGCAGGGCGAGGGGGAAGCCUACUGUUCUCACUGUGCAAGUUACAGUAGGGUGUUUUAGCUGAGGGCUGCCUCUGCCUGCAAGCAAGCUCAGUGGGGAGAAGGGAGAAAUGGUCUGACUGGGGUUAAAACCAUGGUGGGCAAGGGAGCCUUAAGGGCCACUGCUUCUGUUGUGACUUCUGGUAGGAGCUCUGAAGUUCUGCUCUGAGGCUAAGCUACCUCCCAUGUCUUCAGCUUCCUGUCUCCCUUGGCCUUGCAGGGAGCUCUGCAGAGGAAGCCCAGGGUAGAGGAUAAGGGUUGUCACCCCCUGGAGCUGGGUGUGGAGAGUGCUAGCCAAGAUCUAGGCUCUGUGGGGAGGAGGUUUUAAAGGAGCUGAAGGAGCACAAAGACACAACAAACAGUCCAUGCAGUUCUGAGAAACCUGGUUAGGGGAAAAAGCAAAUUGUCUAAAGCGACUGGCAUGAGGAAGCUGGUACCAACACGGGACAGCCCCUGCAUUAGCCCUAGGAUUAACAUUCCUUUUCAGCUGGAUUUCACAGAACAAAGGCUGUCCUGCUGCUGCCACAGUCACCAGGGAGUGCAGCUGCAGCCUGCUCCUGAUGGAGCUUCCUGAGAGCAGCUGGGUGGGCAAUGUCUGCAGUCUCAGAGGGGAGCUGUGAACCAGCCCUGCAGUGGGACAGUGCUGGUGCUAAGUGUGUGAGGGGUAGAGUGUAGGUAGGUGCUGAGGUUUGUCUGCUCUCCAUGGGAUCUCUCGGGCACAGGCUUCAGGGAGCAGGGUUGAAACAACCCUCUUCACUUCCUUCCACAGCACGUCUCAUACAUGUGACUCCACUGAAAUGCAGGCACCUGAGGGAGGCAGGGCACACAUGUGGAGUGCUCUGCACACAAGUUCUACCACUGGGCCAGGAACAAAAGAGCUGGGGAGCCCAUUCCUGGUUCUAGAGAGGCCUAAAGAUCAAAAGCACUUUCUGCUUGGUGCCCCCAGCCUCUGCAGUGGAAAAGGUUCAGCUAUUAGCCUCAAGCUUUUGCUUCUAGCAGGGCAAUUGUGCUUGGAUAGAGCCCAGUGCAGCGAGGUGCGGCAGGGCUGGGCCUAUCUCAGGGGCACAUUGGUGAGUUCUUUCUGCGGGGGUGGAUGAUGCUGAGGUUGGAAACAGAGUUCAGCCGAGGGGCCGGGUUGAGUCAUGUGAACUCAGUCUUGCAAGGGAGGGGCAAACUGAUAAAUUACUUAGCUUCUUUCUCAGGCUUUCUUUGGCAGUAAAAGCCCCUCUGUAGCUUUCUAUGCAGCUCUGCUCUUCUCAGCAACCAGGCUGGGCUUGUGAAUGCUAGGGUGUGCAUCCCUGGCAAUCAGUCUGUUACAGUGUCACUAAGGAGCCAGCCAACAUCUUUUCAAGAGUGCUUUUCCUGUAAACGCACAUGCCACCUCACACCCAGGCACACCCCACAUGUGAGCACCCACACUGUCAAACAAAAGAGCUGGGCAAACAGUUCAAAAGCAAACAUCAUAAAGGGUAGAUUCCAAAGGACUCAUUAACCUCCCAUCAUUAGCAGCCCUCUAAAUGUUUUACAGUUCAAAUUACCUGUCUCUAAAAAUCUGUGGAAGUGCUAAUGUUAAAAACACACGUUGCGGUAAGCAUUGGUGCCAGGCUAAGUCAUACCGUGGGCUAGGGGAGACUUUCCUCUGCUUUUAGAAAUGCUUACAACUCAGCCAGUCUCUAGCAGACAAUGCUGGAAUACUAAAGGGGGAGCUUUGUCCACCCCUGCUCAAGGUACAGACCAGGGGAGAAAUGUGAACCAAAGGGGCACAUUUCAAUGGUGGAAAUGCCAGCACUUCCAGAAGCAAGCCUAUCUGUGGUUGGGUGGGGUGUGUUGAAAGGUGGAGUGGCGAAGCCGGCAUGUAAGUGUAAACCAUGCAGAGCUAAAGUCAGCAGGUAGGAUGAGUGCAAUAUGGGAAUGGCUGUUUGAGGAUCAAGCAUUCCAGUUUAAGUCCUUGAGUGCCUGCAAAAAGGGACUAGGCUAGGGGCAUAUCCAUGGCAGGAGAAAAUGAUGUCAAAAUGUGCUUAGAUUGGAGUCUGCGUUUCCCUAGGACAUCUCCCUGACCAAUAGUCUGACAAAUGCUUGAGGCUGCUUGUACACACCACGGAGGUUUAAUUGGGUUUAGUUCUCCCUGAAUUUGAAACGGUGGGUUUUUAAAAACACCACUCUAGUUUAGGAAGAAUUAAACCGAACUAAGCCCCCAUGGCAUGUACAUAGGGGUGGAGGCCCCAUCCUUACCUGCCUCUUUGGUGGGCGGAAGGGGAGCGAGCUACCAGUGGGCCAAGUGGUCCCUGAGUUGCAUGGGGGUCCCCUGGCGGCACCCGCCUGCUGGCACCCAACCCAGGCAGUCCUGGGGGGGGGCGCUGCAGCCACGGAGGGAAGCACCGGUCCCCCUGCAGCCACGGAGGGAAGCAGCGGUCUCCCGCACAGCUCAGGCAGGCAGACACCUGGGAGUUAAAAAAAAAAAAAAGAUCAGGCUCAUGGCUUUUUUUUCCCUUCAGUGGAGCCUGCCUGCACGGGCUGCCACCAGGUCCCACAGCCCCUGAGCUGCGUGGGGCCCACCAAGCCCCGAGCACGUCAGCUUCCAGUGCCCCAUGCACUGUUGCACUUUGUUAGCUAGCAAACUAAAACACCUUGGAGGCGUUUUAUCUUGCUACGUACCAAAGUCAUUUAAAGUGGAAUAUGCCACCCAGCAUGCAAACAGCAACAUCACUGAAAUGGAAUAUGCUGCUCAACAUGCAUACAGCAACACCAUUAAAGUGGUGCAAAAUGGCAUUUAAGCUGCUUUAAUGGUCAGUUUUGUGGUCUGUGCAAAGGUCAUGAUACUACCCUCCUGGGGCCUUCCUCCCACUUCCUCCUGCCCUGGGGCAUCCUGGGGUGGCUCCCACAGUAAUUCCCUGGCAUGAAGGCUGUGGGAAGUGCAGAUUGGCCGUGUCUGGGCAUUCCUUAGAAGAGACGUGCUCUGAGCACUGCUGAGGCUCCAGGUUGCUGGGACCCUAAAGACAAAGGCAGCACCAAGGAUUUCUUUCUCCACCCCUGGCAAGGGACCCUUCCUAACUUGACUAACCCUUUAGUGAGGCGC
This is a messenger RNA of Alligator mississippiensis (American alligator), 6839 nucleotides long. Its product is annotated as diacylglycerol O-acyltransferase 2. NCBI's taxonomy places the organism in Eukaryota, Metazoa, Chordata, Crocodylia, Alligatoridae. The transcript has 8 exons. Gene Ontology annotation, cellular component: endoplasmic reticulum membrane. The record is from RefSeq and is a predicted model, not a curated record. Gene Ontology annotation, biological process: lipid metabolic process. The coding region runs from base 88 to 1173 and encodes 361 amino acids.